CUCCUACGCUGCCUGUUCGCGCGAGAGUUUGGAGGGGCGGGUUUGGGGUCGGUCUCUAGUGUGGGACUCGUACCGUAGCGCAUCGGAGACCUGCUUAGGCGUCCACUUAAACGGCUCGAGGAGCUGGCUCAGGCAGUCGCCGGGGCACCCCCUGUCUGGAAAGCGCAGGAGCGCUCUGGAGAAGCCUGGACAGCCCCGCUUCCCCGCAGCCAGGUGCUAGGGUCGGGAGCUAAAGUGAGAGUCCGGCUGUCUUCCAGCGCCUGGGCCACGGCGGCGGCCCUGGGAGCAGAGGUGGAGCAACCCCAUUGCGCUAAAGAUGAAGGGCUGGGGUUUGCUGGCCCUGCUCCUGGGGGCCCUGCUGGGAGCUGUCUGGGCCCGGAGGAGCCAGGAUCUACACUGUGGAGCUUGCAGGGCUCUGGUGGAUGAACUAGAGUGGGAAAUUGCCCAGGUGGAUCCCAAGAAGACCAUUCAGAUGGGCUCUUUCCGAAUCAAUCCAGAUGGCAGCCAGUCAGUGGUGGAGGUGCCUUAUGCUCGCUCAGAGGCCCACCUCACAGAGCUGCUAGAGGAGGUAUGCGACCGGAUGAAGGAGUAUGGGGAACAGAUUGACCCUUCCACCCACCGCAAGAACUACGUACGUGUAGUGGGCCGGAAUGGAGAAUCCAAUGAACUGGACCAACAGGGGAUCCGAAUUGAUUCAGACAUCAGUGGCACCCUCAAGUUCGCGUGUGAGAGCAUUGUGGAGGAAUAUGAGGAUGAACUCAUUGAAUUCUUUUCCCGAGAGGCUGACAAUGUUAAAGACAAACUUUGUAGUAAGCGAACAGAUCUAUGUGACCAUGCCCUGCACAUAUCGCAUGAUGAGCUAUGAACCACUGGAGCGGCCCAGACUGACAAGCUUGAUGGAUCACCCCCAGGAGGGGAGAGGGUGGCAAUGCCUUUUAUAUUAUGUUUUUACUGAAAUGAACUGAAAAAAUACGAAACCAAAGUA
This is a messenger RNA of Eubalaena glacialis (North Atlantic right whale), 985 nucleotides long. It is a transcript of the gene CNPY2, whose product is annotated as canopy FGF signaling regulator 2. Lineage: Eukaryota; Metazoa; Chordata; Mammalia; Artiodactyla; Balaenidae. The transcript is spliced from 6 exons. Bases 317 to 865 code for a protein of 182 amino acids. The record is from RefSeq and is a predicted model, not a curated record. Gene Ontology annotation, cellular component: endoplasmic reticulum.